AUGGACCCUGAUGGUAUACAUCCCAGAGUACUUAAAGAAUUGGCACCUAACAUAUCAGAGGAAAUUACGAACAUUUCAGUAUUAUGGUAUUUUUUACAGAAUGGUGAUGCUCCCUUACACUCAGCUGUUAGUGGUAAACAGUUCGAAAUAGUUCAGUUGUUAUUGAAAAGAACAGAUAUAGAUCCAAACAAAGAAAAUAAGUUUUAUAAUACUCCCUUACACGCAGCUGCUAGAGGUGGUUUCAUCAACAUAGUUAAAUUGUUAUUAGAAAGAACAGAUAUAGAUCUAAAUAAAGAAAACAAGAAUAAUGGUGAUACUCCCUUGCACUUAGCUGCUAGUGGUGGAAAUCUCGACAUAGUGCAAUUGUUAUUAGAAAGAGCAGAUAUAGAUCCAAAUAGAGAAAAUAAGAUCAACGGCGACACUCCAUUUCACACAGCUGUUAGAAGUCUAAAUCGCAGCAUUGUCCAAUUAUUAUUAGAAAGAGGAGAUAUAGAUCCAGAUAAAGUAAAUAAGGUAUGGAAUCCUUUGUUAAAUUGGUUCAGUCAAUCGUGA
Molecule: messenger RNA, 552 nt
Organism: Mytilus californianus (California mussel)
Lineage: Eukaryota; Metazoa; Mollusca; Bivalvia; Mytilida; Mytilidae
Product: putative ankyrin repeat protein RBE_0317
Exons: 5
Coding region: 1-552 (183 amino acids)
Molecular function (GO): protein binding
Source: RefSeq, a predicted model, not a curated record